This is a messenger RNA of Sebastes umbrosus (honeycomb rockfish), 2691 nucleotides long. RefSeq names its product chromosome 7 C19orf47 homolog (gene c7h19orf47). Bases 53 to 1342 code for a protein of 429 amino acids. Lineage: Eukaryota; Metazoa; Chordata; Actinopteri; Perciformes; Sebastidae. The transcript is spliced from 8 exons. The record is from RefSeq and is a predicted model, not a curated record. Gene Ontology annotation, cellular component: nucleus.
UGUGAGUUUGUGGUCUGUGUUGCUCUCUAGCGUCCACAGAUAAAAACUCCACAUGUCUGGUCGGGCGGAAGUUGCGUCACGGAAGCAGCACCCGGAUGUAGCUGACGUCACUAACACAUUUGUUGUAAACAUGGCGUCCGUGACAACAGCCACCUCUGAGUGGAUCCAGUUUUUUAAGGAUGCUGGGAUCCCAGCCGGCCUCGCAGUCACUUAUGCAGUCUCCUUCGUGGACAACAGAAUUCACAAGAACAUGCUGAUGGACCUCAGUAAAGAUAUCAUGAUGGACCUCGGCAUUACAGUCAUUGGCGACAUCAUUGCCAUUCUUAAACAUGCCAAGCAGGUCUACAGACAGGACAUGUGCAAAAUGGCCACGGAAGCCAUCUCCUCAGGACAGACCAGCGUUAAAGCUGAGCUUAGAAGAACUGCCAAUACUCCUGCCACUCGUAUGAUUGCCAACGCUUUGAGCAGCGAUUCCCCGCCGGCCACUCCAGCCCGUCGACCUGACAACCGCCUCUCGGUCACAGUGUCCAACAUGCAAGCAAAGAGUGGCAAAGCAGUCGUGAGUCAGCCAGCUGACGAGGGGAACGGUUUGCCAGCAGUGAAGCGCCGACGUGUGACAGCUGAGAUGGAAGGCAAGUACAUCGUCAACAUGCCCAAAGGCUCCACGCCUCGUACACGCCGCAUCCUGGCCCAGCAGGCCAAGAAAGGUUUGAAACGCACCUCUGUGUUUGCAAGACUUGGGGCUGAAUCGAAGGCAGACACGACAACAAGCAAUAACAAGCCCACCGGUGUGUUCAGUCGUCUUGGCAGAGGGGAUGAAGAGGAAGACGGGCCGAGGCCAGCUAAGAUGGCUGGAAUCAUUGAUGUAGAUGACGAGGACGACAGCGACGGAGAAGGCUCCGUCCUCCAGUACGCUGGCGUCCUCAAGAGACUUCCUCCCCCCCAGAAGAAAGAGCCGGCCACAAAACCGGCCCCGACCACCCUGCGGCGCCUGGGAGGCAGAUUCAAACUACCUCCCUCUGACACUCCAACCUCCUCUUCCUCCCCUAAUGGCCUCCCCCCUGCCAAAGUUAGUGUGCUUAAGAGACUGGGCAAGCUCCCCGCCACACACCCGAGUGCCACCGUGUCGCCCACACCCGCUGACACACAGGACAACAGGGUGACCAGCACCAGGCCCAAAGCCCAGGAGGGAAUCACCAUAGCAAGCCCCAAGGUCAGCAGCAGCACCGGAGCUGGGGGAGGAGGAGGAGGAGUAGGAGUAGGAGAAGGAGAGUCUCUGGGUGCCCAGAUGGACAUUAUGGCUAUCAGUGUUUUUAAGAGACUGGGCAACAAGAGAACCUAACACACAAAUCCCUAAAAUGUUUCAGACUCUUUCUAUACGUCCUUUAUAGAAUUUGUAUCGCCCUCUUUUCUGCAUUCAUCCUGGCGACCUGCAGGAUGCAGAUUGGAGUGUUUUUUUUGCGUGUAUGGAUGGUUUUAAUGCUGCUUUCAUCGCUUUAGAGUUACUCUUAGAUAAAAAUAGAUAUUUUUUUUUUACAGUUUAGUCAUGCUGCCAUUGGAAAACCACCUUUGUUUAGUGUCCAAGCUUUUAAUUUGAGGACUCCGAGUUCUCUUUGUAUUAUGUUGCUCAACCUGAAACCAUAUCUGCCAUUUAUGACUUUAAAAGAUAUAUAUUUAACUAUAUUUGUGAGCUUAAGGCAUGAGCAUGAUGUAAACCAAGCCGCCAUAAUGGUGGUUUUAAUUUGACCCCCCGUAACUCCACAUAUAAGGAUGCUGCUGCCUAAACUUCCCUUUUUUUUGAGAAUCCUCCAGUAUGAUACAGUUGAGUAGCUGAAAAUAUUCCUCUAAGGUGAUUUGUGUGGUCGUUUUGUUGCCUGAAAAUGGAUUAUUUCUGAUGUAAAAGGUACAGAUAGAUGGAUUUUUUUCACACAGGACAGCAGUCAGACGUAAGACUAUAUAGCCGUGAGGUGAUGGUUUAAUCUUUCUACUUCUAGUUACCUUCACCGCCUCAAAAUUACCUCCUCUAACAUGUUUGGAAAGAAGAAAAAGUGAGUGAUAAAGUAAAUUCAGAUGGUUACACAGAAUGACCUCUCUGAACACUUGAAUAAAAAAAAAAACCUCACCUCCUCCUCCUCUUCUUCUUCUUCUGCGCUUUUGUGGAGUAGAAGUUCUCACCUCUGAGCUACGCCCAUGUCAACCUUUCUACCAUAUUACCAAACGUUUUCUAUAACCACCUACUUGAAAGCCGGGUCAGUAGAAUAUUGUUUAUUUUGAAAUGCAAUGUAUAGAUUUGUUAGACUUGGUUUCACACAGCACAGAGCCAGUUCUGCUGCAUAUUUUUCUAUGUGGACAUUCUUGUAUGAUGUAUCCAUGUAAAGAACCUCAGAGAUGCCAUCAGUUCCUGGUGUCCAGGGGGCCACUGGAGGUCUCAGUAGGUAGUUCACCUUGUCUGGGUCAUUAACACCCGUGUAAUAUGUCGGUCUUUCUUCACACCAGAGCUUUGUUACACUGUAAAUAUUUGAAAUGUUUAAAAUAGCGUUAAGGAAUUUUUAUCGUUUUAAAGAACAAGGUAGAGCAAAACACGUCAUGAACCGUAAUGAUUUUUUGAAAAAGAUAUUGAGGAAAAAAAGUUCUGAAUUUGGACAAAAUGUGCUUGGAAAAUAAUUAAAAGAGAAAAAGGGUCCAAAAAUA